Messenger RNA from Mytilus trossulus (common blue mussel), 1029 nucleotides. RefSeq lists its product as uncharacterized. The transcript has 2 exons. Bases 1 to 1029 code for a protein of 342 amino acids. NCBI's taxonomy places the organism in Eukaryota, Metazoa, Mollusca, Bivalvia, Mytilida, Mytilidae. The record is from RefSeq and is a predicted model, not a curated record.
AUGUUUGAGGCAUACAUGGGAAAUUUACAUGCAAACGUCUCAGCCGUUCUAGUCAGUGCAACGAAGGAUGUAAAACUUAAGGAUUAUGAGCUCUAUGUUCGCGAUGACAUUCGAAGAAUGAUAUAUUCUAAAUUGUACCUCGAAGGCAUGGCAUUUUGCAAAAUGCGCUACAAUGAAAUUGAUGGACCUCGUCUUCAAAACUUUUGGAGUACAUAUAGAGAUUAUGUUACGAAAGAGUUAAAAUCAUUUCAUAUCCACAGUAUUUGUAAAGAGCGCAUGGACAAUUUUAUGGUCGUUCACAGAAUGUCAAAAGUUUUGAGAAAAUGUGGACAAUACCAAGAUCUCAUCCUUUUAUCAGAGGGGGAAACGAAAGCCUACACGUACUGUGAUCGUGAAUUGUAUAACAAUUACGCACGCACGUAUGGAGAUCCUUUAUUUGAAACUUCCGCCGACACGGGUAGGAUUGUUGGAAAACGGUUUGACUAUACAUUAGUUCUGGAUGGCGACACAACCGUUCCAGAGGGUACUGUUAUCAAAUUAUUGGAUGUGGCAGCCGGAAAUCCGGAUCGUGGAAUAAUACAACCAGGUAUUGAGGUUGAUUGUAAGAAAGGGGACACUCUUUUUAUGCAUUUAGACGCGAUGCGACAAGUAAUCAACUUACCAUUGACGAAUGCUAUAACCGCUCUUUUCGAUCAUUCGUCGUUUUUCGGGAAAGGGUUAAUAAAUAACAAAUUAUACAUUCAGAAAGUGAUCGGAUAUAAAGCGAAAUUGAUCGAACGUGUACCAAUAGAUGUACUCAGCCAUGACUCUUUUGAAGCAUCUAUUAUGAAUGUUUUGUAUGUUGGUAGUAUACCGCUCAGGGAAGCGCCACCCUAUAACUAUGUCACAUGGGGUAUAAGGGAAAGAAGAUGGAACAAAGGAGAGGUCUUAUUAGCUAUGUACUACUCGCCGAGAUUUUUAGGAAAACCUCUUAGAUAUUUGCAAAGAAAAUUCCAGAAAAACUUUGUUGAACCUACACUAGGAUCAUGA